Molecule: messenger RNA, 3437 nt
Organism: Terrapene triunguis (Three-toed box turtle)
Lineage: Eukaryota; Metazoa; Chordata; Testudines; Emydidae
Gene: SNX4
Product: sorting nexin 4
Exons: 14
Coding region: 38-1363 (441 amino acids)
Biological process (GO): protein transport
Molecular function (GO): phosphatidylinositol binding
Source: RefSeq, a predicted model, not a curated record
AGCGCCUGCGCGGAGGGGGAGCCGAGCCCCCAUCCCCAUGGAGAGGCCGGAGGCCGAGGUGCUCGGCGCUAGCGACAGCUGCCAGGCGGGCGAGGCUGAGCCGGGCACCGGGCCCGCGGAGGAGGAACCCGGCGGAGGAGCAGCGGGCACGAUGAUGGAAGAUUGUUUAUCAAAGAAAAUAGAGAUCACUGUCUCAGAAGCAGAAAAACGGACUGGAAGAAAUGCCAUGAACAUGCAAGAAACCUACACUGCUUACCUCAUUGAGACAAGAGCUGUUGAGUCUCAGACUGAAGGACAGUGCUCUCCACCAGACUCCCUUUGGAGGCGAUACAGUGAAUUUGAGUUGCUGAGGAAUUAUUUGUUAGUUAACUAUCCGCAUAUUGUUGUUCCACCUUUGCCAGAAAAAAGGGCUGAGUUUGUUUGGCAUAAGUUAUCAGCGGAUAACAUGGAUCCAGACUUUGUGGAAAGACGAAGGAUUGGUUUGGAAAACUUUCUAAUACGUGUGGCUUCGCAUCCCAUCAUUUGUCAGGACAAAAUUUUUUAUUCCUUUUUAACACAGGAAGGUGGAUGGAAAGAAAUGGUGAACGAGACCGGGUUUCAGUUAAAGGCAGACUCCAGGUUAAAAGCUCUUAAUGCAACAUUCAGAGUGAAAAACCCAGACAAGAGAUUUACUGAGCUAAAACACUACAGCGAUGAACUGCAGUCUGUCAUAUCACACCUUCUGCGAGUCAGAGCUAGAGUGGCAGACCGUCUCUAUGGUGUAUACAAAGUGCAUGGGAAUUAUGGGAGAGUGUUCAGUGAAUGGAGUGCAAUAGAAAAGGAGAUGGGGGAUGGGCUGCAGAGUGCUGGCCAUCACAUGGAUGUGUAUGCAGCUUCUAUUGACGACAUAUUGGAAGAGGAAGAGCAUUAUGCAGAUCAGCUAAAAGAAUAUCUUUUCUACGCAGAAGCUCUGCGGGCCGUUUGCAGGAAACAUGAACUAAUGCAGUAUGACCUGGAAAUGGCUGCUCAGGACUUGGCAUCUAAGAAACAACAGUGUGAAGAACUGGCAACAGGAACUCUGAGAACGUUUUCUCUAAAGGGAAUGACGAGCAAACUGUUUGGUCAGGAAACUCCUGAGCAAAGAGAAGGCAAGAUAAAGGUUCUAGAAGAACAGAUACAUGAAGGGGAAGAACAACUGAAAUCUAAAAAUGUGGAGGGCAGAGAGUUUGUGAAAAGUGCCUGGACAGAUAUUGAACGCUUCAAAGAGCAAAAGAAUCAAGACUUGAAAGAGGCCCUCAUAAAUUAUGCUGUGAUGCAGAUUAGUAUGUGCAAAAAGGGAAUUCAAGUUUGGACAAACGCAAAAGAGUGCUUCAGCAAGAUGUGAUUAUCCAGAAACUAAUUUCUCCUCAACAAAGUGCCAGAGAACAGAAGCACAAGUGCACAAUCACGGAUACUAAGUUGCUACAUGAUCUACAUAUAAAUCAUGAAAUAAAUGAGUUGAGUAAAUACAGUUUUCUUUAUGCUGAUUGUAGUUGUGUUAAUAGAGGACAAAAAAGAAAUGUCCUUAAAUUGUUAGUCCCUAACAGUCACUUUUGUGGCAUAUUUUACAUGUAGCAAAUAAUUGAGGGCAAAGGGGUUAAUGAAAGCUGCAGCUGUACAUUGAGGCAAAGACUUUAGGGAAAGUCCAGACUAACCCAAAAAAGUAUAGUGUCAUACACAACUGAACUGUUCUCUGUGUGUAUCUUCUGAACCAUCACAGUCCGCAUUAGAUCAUCUCCCGAUGCCCGCUUUCAGCCCUUGCUGGUUAGGAUUUGUAAUACUCUAGGGUCGGGGUUUUUUUGUUUGUUUGCUUUUUAAUGGCGCACACACAGUUGUGUUCUUGAGGUUUACACCAUAAGAAAACAAAAACUGAAAUUCACUGUACUGCUUAGGGGUUCAUAGUUACAUGCCUGUGCAUCUCCAUGGAGAAAUUUGUUUUUUUCCAAAAUUCAGGUUAAACAGUCUCAAAUUUCUGAGAUUUUUUUCAUACCCUCUACAGUAGAGGAAUUGAACUACAGGUCUAUACCAUACUCCUGAGUUACUGUUUCCCAUUAGAAUGUUAAUACUGACAUUGAUCUGUCAUCUAAUUUUCUACUACUAGUAAAGGAGAGUAAUGACCCAACUGAGCAACAGGGCCAAACUCAGACCUGGUGUAAUCCAGUGCAACUUCAACUCACUUUAUGGAAACUGCUUACCCCAGGUGUAAAUGUGGGCCUGUUUUCAAAACUGCAGUUAUUGUUUAGCUCUGUAGAAAUAGUCACCUUUAAAAUAAAUCUGUGGAACAUCAAAAUAGCUGGUUUUCUUUUGAAUAUUUAAGAUUUGUGGUGGUCUGCUGGCUUGGCUUGGCUCUUGAAACGCCAUGUUUCAAUAUUGCAGAUACAUACCUGUGAACUGAUUUUACAGAUACCUACAUUAAUGUGGUUCUUUACUGUUUUGGCUGUAACAUUUUAAAUUGCAGAUGAAUAAAUUUUAAUCUGUUAGACUGAGCUAUUUGUCUUUAUGAUACGGUACAUUCAAGAGCCAAGCAUUUUUAUUUCUUGCUAGCUUUGCAGAAUCUGAAAUAUGAGAUGCUGUUUCUAAUUAUACCAAAAAAAACCAAAGCAAAGAAAACUCCAUUACUACUGUUUCAUGGGGCUUUUCUACAUGUUUUAAAUGUCCCUGGAAUUUUGUGGAAUUUGCCAGACCUAAUGAGUAAUCCAAAAGAAGAUUUGCUGUAAUAUUCACUUGAGUCACGUAUGUUUAAUUAUUAUAUACUACAAAUAACACUAAUUAUCAGAUUCUGAUUUAAUGUAUGCAAAAGUCUUUAAAAUUUGCUAUACAGUAGAUCUUCUAUAAUGUAUCCAUUCAUUUUUCAAAUACCAGAUCCUGUGUUUUGCUGUGGCAUUAUAUGUGAAAUCAUUAAGAGCUGGUGUAGGCUAAGAUCUGAAUUAUUUAAAAGGUUAAACAUCAGUUUAUACUUUUAGCUCCUCUACCUUUUCAAGGCACAUGAUAAUGACAAAUCUAGGUCAUCCUCUGAAGUGAUGUUGAGCAGAAAGAGUCUCUCCUUUUAAUACUUACAGAAAUACAAAAUCAUUCCAUUUUAAAGAACUGUAGUAUUCAGGUCCUAUAACAAGUACAGUAAGGACUUGUACAUUCCAGAAACCAGGAUUUGCUCAUCUAGAGUAUCCAGUAAACAUUCUAGAGUAGUGGUGCCUUAAUCCAAUACCAGGAGGCACUUGGAGUAAAUAUUUUUCAUGCACUUUGAUUUUGUUUGAUAGAUCUUUCUGGUGCCUCUUUUCCCCCAUAUUUCACAUGCUGUACAACUUACUAAAUGUAUUAUAUGCCUUUUUUUCUUGCUAGUUGUAUUAAAUUUGAGAAGGGAACAAAACCGUUCUUGUAAGCUUUGUGCCAAAUAUGCUAAAUAAAACUGCUCUUUGAUA